AUGAAUUUGACAAUAGUUUUGUUUGUGUCACUGCUCUAUAUUUCGGGCACUUAUUCUGCAUUUUUAUUCAAAACGGGUGGUAAUCCUUAUAGCAGUGGAUAUAAUGGAUAUAACGGAUAUAAUGGAUAUAAUAGACCUGAUAAUCCCUAUAACAACUAUGGAUAUGGAUAUACAGGAUUUUCAACUCUAAACAGACCCUAUUAUUCUUUUGGUACUAACUAUGGUUCAUACGGUUAUCCACAAAACACAUAUGGAAGCUCUUUUGGGCCCAAUUAUGGGAGCAGUAGUAUGUUUCCCUACAAUAAUCUUAAUUAUAUGAACUCAUAUAAUAGACCAAACAUGUUUGGUCCCUAUAAUAGUCCAAUUUAUAAAUCAAAAUAA
Molecule: messenger RNA, 381 nt
Organism: Oppia nitens
Lineage: Eukaryota; Metazoa; Arthropoda; Arachnida; Sarcoptiformes; Oppiidae
Product: neuropeptide-like protein 31
Exons: 3
Coding region: 1-381 (126 amino acids)
Source: RefSeq, a predicted model, not a curated record